Molecule: messenger RNA, 3104 nt
Organism: Archocentrus centrarchus (flier cichlid)
Lineage: Eukaryota; Metazoa; Chordata; Actinopteri; Cichliformes; Cichlidae
Gene: wdr45b
Product: WD repeat domain 45B
Exons: 10
Coding region: 198-1232 (344 amino acids)
Molecular function (GO): protein binding
Source: RefSeq, a predicted model, not a curated record
CGUUCUUGAAUGCGCUGCCGAGCGGCGCAAGCCCCCUUUGAUCUCGACUGGUGACAGCUCUUCCUGCUUCCAGCCUUCUGUUUUCCUCCUCCCUAGCAGCACAGUCAGGAGGAAUGGUAGCCGGUUAGCUCCUCAGGCGGCAGCUGUUGGAUUAACUUGUCACCGCUGUUUGGCAUUCGGUUGUUUCUGUCACAAUUAUGAAUUUACUACCAUCAAACCCGCACGGGAAUGGACUCCUUUAUGCUGGGUUUAACCAGGAUCAUGGAUGCUUUGCCUGUGGGAUGGAGAAUGGAUUUCGUGUAUACAACACAGAUCCUCUCAAAGAGAAGGAGAAGCAAGAGUUCCUAGAGGGCGGAGUUGGCCACGUGGAGAUGCUGUUUAGGUGUAACUACCUUGCACUAGUGGGAGGCGGGAAGAAACCCAAGUACCCAACUAACAAAGUGAUGAUCUGGGAUGACCUGAAGAAGAAGACUGUCAUUGAGAUUGAGUUCUCUACAGAAGUUAAAGCAGUGAAACUUCGACGUGACAGGAUUGUGGUGGUCCUGGACUCAAUGAUCAAAGUGUUCACCUUUACCCACAACCCCCAUCAGCUGCAUGUGUUUGAGACCUGCUACAACCCCAAAGGUCUGUGCGUGCUGUGUCCCAACAGCAACAACUCUCUGUUGGCCUUCCCUGGGACUCAUUCAGGCCACGUGCAGAUUGUGGACCUUGCCAACACAGAGAAGCCCCCAGUUGACAUUCCUGCCCAUGAGGGGGCACUGUGCUGCAUAGCGCUCAACCUGCAGGGCACAAGAAUAGCUACUGCAUCAGAGAAAGGGACACUCAUUAGAAUUUUUGACACAUCUGCAGGUCAGCUCAUACAGGAGCUAAGACGGGGCUCACAGGCAGCUAACAUUUACUGCAUUAAUUUUAACCAGGACGCGUCCCUCAUCUGUGUGUCCAGUGACCAUGGCACAGUGCACAUAUUUGCUGCAGAGGACCCAAAAAGGAACAAACAGUCAAGCUUGGCCUCAGCCAGCUUUCUUCCUAAAUAUUUCAGCUCUAAGUGGAGCUUCUCUAAGUUCCAGGUCCCCUCAGGCUCUCCCUGUGUGUGUGCCUUUGGAACAGAGCCCAACGCCGUCAUAGCCAUUUGUGCUGACGGCAGCUACUACAAGUUUCUGUUCAACCAAAAAGGGGAGUGUUCCAGAGACGUGUACGCCCAGUUUCUGGAGAUGACGGAUGAGAAAAUAUGACCUUUGACCUGUUUUCAGACUUCCUAUUAAACAGCCUGUUUUGUUUUUCUUUACUCUUUUUAUUUUAAAGGCAGUUAGAGAAGUCCAAUGUUUCACUUCUCUUUAUGUUGCCAGACUCUGCCACAAGAGCAUCAAAUGAAGGGAGAACAAAAAAAGGAAUUUCUGGGGGGGGGGGGGCCUCAACGCAAAGAUGGUGGAAGUAUGAACAGUGGUGCAGAUUUCAUCUCCCUGCACAGAUGAACAUGGAUGAUUUACUUCUAAACCAAACACAAGAAAAAAAAAGGAAGUUAUUUUUUGAAAGGACAACUUGCCUCUUUUUAAGACGUCUUCCGAGGAAUUUACAAAGGAUGGCUAUUUUUAAUCACACGGGAUUCUGAUCCAAUGGGAAUAUAGAGAAUUUUGUCAACUGACCACCACCACCUAACAAUAGGGAGUGCCUCUGAAACUGAAGAGAAUCUGUGUGCACAUGCUGUUGUUGUUGUCAUAUAUAUACAUAUAUAGAUAUAUAUACAUACAUACAAGUGUUUGUGUAUACCAGUGUACCAUACUAGGCAUUUGAAAAGCAGGAUCAGAAUGAUUACUAUUUUUUUUCUUCCCUUUGGUUUUACUUGUUUGCAGAAACAUCUAGAGGCCCCACAGCAGACUGAUCCUGUAUUGUGUAACGCCACCUUAGUAUUACUAGAUUUUCUUACAGUUCCUGUAUAUACACAAACUUGCCAGACUGAACUUCUAACCACAAACUGUACAGAAUUGUAGCAAAAAAAAAAAAAAAAUCACUUGUCUUUGACAUUGUGCAAUAUAUUAUUUCCUUAGUCUUUUUGUUUUAAAGGUUAUUUUUAUGUUUGCCUGACCAACACAGCUUAAAGAAUUUGACGUUUUUGUAAAUACAAUUAUUCACCUUUUUGAGUGUUAGUGAUACCAUCUUACAUGUCUGUAUGGUAAAUGUAAAGCUACAGAAUGUAGCUCGUUAGCUUAGCAUCAAGUCUGGCUAAAGGUGUCAAAUUCUGCCCAUCAGAACUUUUCAGUUUGUUCAUACAAAAAGGUAAAAGUAACGUUUUCUUAUUGCGACCACUUUAGUUGUCAGUGGUGGUUUUAUUGCCAUCUUGCGUUUUCCCAAGAAACAUAUGGAUAUGUCAGGCAUGACUGUUGCUUAGCAUUACUGGUGGGGUUAGCAAGCAAGCAGGCAACAGUUAUGUUUUAGUUGUGCAUUACAGAAUACAAUCAAACUAUACAAAAAUUAAAGUAAAAGGAUGGCAGAAGAUUAGUUGACUUUUAAUAUCUCUGGAUAGAAGUUAGGCUAGUUUUUCCCCACUUAAGCUACUUGUGCUAAUUUAAGCUAACUGGCUUUUAGUCAUUUACCCUGUAGACAAAGUCUGUGUCAAGUCUUGGCAUAAAAGUGACUCCACUUAUCCACUUAAGUUUUAUUUAUUUUACUUUUCAGUUUGUGAAAGCUGAGUCCCUUUUUUAAAAAAAGGAAAAACCAGGAGUUCAGUGAAAAGAUUGGUAAUACUUUGAUGCCUGUAUGGUGAAUAAAAAGCUGCGGCUAGCAGCAGUUUAGCUUUAGCCUAGCAUAAAAAGUGGAAAUAACCACUAAUGAACACCUCAGUUGAAAUCAUGCAAGCAACUGCAAGUGUUCAAGUGGAAAAAAGUGAUAUAUGCACACAAAGCUAAUUUGCUGUUUGCUGCUAGCCUUAAUUUUCUAUUUGCCCCACGUCUGCAGGGUAUUCAACUUAUCUCUGUGCAAAAAAUAAACAGAUUUAACAAAAUGCUGAAAUAUGUCUUUAAAAGUGAAUGUUGAGUGAAUGUUUCUGCCUCAACAGGGAGCUUAAUAGGCAAACAAAUGCACACUGAAUAACAAAAAAAAAAAGCCUA